UGUCAGCCCCUAGGUUUGUCGUUACUUCAUAUACCUGCCAACACUUCCGUUUUUCCCGGGUUUCUCCCGUAUUUAAAGGCCAUCUCCCGGCGCCCUCCCGGGAAACUCCCGCAAUUUGCAUGGCCCUCAAACUUUAUUAUGAAUACACGGAUCCAGGUUUUGGCUGUUUGUCUGACGUCUCCAAGUUGUCUGAUCGUCUAUGAAACACAAUCCACACACUACAUACUAUUUUAACCCAUCUGUCACGCAACCUGGCAACCCACACCGCGAUCCAAGGGGCACGUGCGCGGCUGCUCUCAGGCAGACGGGAAACCUAAAUGUUGGCAGGGAUUGCAACAUCGACCGUCCUGUUGCUGCCUCUCAGAUGUGUUCUCACCAAUGUCUCAUUGCCUGGUUUAGAGGAGCAGCACUGACCUGAGGGAGACUCUACAUGCUCAGAGGAACAAAUAUACCUGGUGAUCUUCUAUAAGUAAGCACAUAAACACUGGACUAAUGGGGGAUCUCAGGCAGAAGAUGGGGGUCAUGUCACAGACGAUAUGCCCAAGUUCACGGGCUCCAUCUGACGAGGACUUAAAGGCCCCAAAUACUGGGAAAGAAGAGAAAAUGCAGAUGAAGAGAGAAAUCUCCCUCAUUAAUGGAAUCUGCCUCAUCGUUGGCAACAUGAUUGGCUCUGGGAUCUUUGUCUCACCGAAGGGUGUACUCAUGCACAGUGCCUCUUACGGGCUGUCGUUGCUGAUUUGGGCUGUUGGAGGUGUCUUUUCAGUGUUUGGGGCUCUGUGCUACGCAGAGCUCGGCACCACCAUCACCAAGUCUGGAGCCAGCUACGCCUACAUCCUGGAAUCGUUUGGAGGCUUCCUGGCUUUCAUCCGCCUGUGGACGUCCAUCCUGCUGAUCGAGCCGGCCAGCCAGGCUGUGAUUUCACUGACCUUCGCCAACUACCUGGUGGAGGCUUUCUACCCCACCUGCCAGCCACCUUACGAUUCUGUCCGGCUUAUUGCUGCAGCCUGCCUCUGUAUGCUAAUCUUUGUUAACUGUGCCUAUGUGAAGUGGGGCACUCUGAUCCAGGACAUUUUCACUUAUGCCAAACUCCUGGCACUCUUCCUCAUCAUCAUUGUAGGAAUCCUGAAAAUAUUUAAUGGAGAAACAAAGAGCUUCGAGCGUCCGUUUGAGGGCUCCUCCACAGAUCCCGGAGCCAUUGCUUUGGCCCUCUACUCAGCUCUCUUCUCCUACUCCGGCUGGGAUACACUCAACUUUGUCACUGAGGAGAUUCAGAAUCCAGAGAGGAAUCUGCCCCUGGCCAUUGCCAUUUCCAUGCCCAUAGUGACCAUUAUCUACCUUCUGACCAACGUGGCAUACUAUGUGGUUCUGGACAUGCCAUCUCUGCUGGCCAGUGACGCCGUCGCUGUGACAUUUGGGAAUGCUGUCCUGGGGCCGUUGAAGUGGAUCAUCCCUGUUUCAGUGGCCAUGUCCUGCUACGGAGGACUCAAUGCUUCUAUCAUUGCUGCCUCACGGUUGUUUUUCGUCGGGGCCAGAGAGGGCCACCUCCCCAACAGCUUGAGUCUGAUUCACCUGGAGCGCUACACACCAAUACCUGCACUGCUGUUCAAUGGGUUAAUGAGUCUGAUCUUCCUGUGCGUGGAGGACGUGUUCCAGCUCAUCAACUAUUUCAGCUUCAGUUACUGGCUCUAUGUGGGGCUGUCUGUGGCCGGCCUCAUCUACCUACGCAUCACUCAGCCGGACAGACACAGGCCUGUGAAGUUGACCUUGUUCUUCCCCAUCAUCUACUGUCUGUGUAGCCUGUUCUUAGUCAUCGUCCCUCUGUACGGAGACACCAUCAAUUCUCUCAUAGGAAUUGGCAUUGCACUGUCUGGGGUGCCGGUCUACUAUGUGGCCGUUUACCUGCCUGAGGAGAGGAGGCCCAAAUUCAUUCACAAGUUAAAUGCCUUUGCCACCAGAUCCACCCAGAUGCUGCUCUACUGCUGCCUGACUGAAUUUGACACAGAGACAGAAGCACAAGCAGGCAGUAAAACGCAGUGAGCUGCAGACAAACCCCGUCGUUCAGUAGCCAGCCGGAGGCCUCAGUCUUGUCCAUUUGUUGACUUCCAACAAGGCAGAAAAACAAGGCCUUUCAUUGAAAGAGUGUGAGGAUUACUUCUGCCAGGUCAAGUUUAAAAGAAAAGGGGAAAAAAAAAAAAAAAAAGACAUCUCAAAUGGCUCACCACUAAGGAGCAGGCACUUGAGAAGCUGCAAACUGUUGCUUUCUUCUGAAAAUGCAAUAUACUUUUUUUUUUCUACAGAGAUCAAGAAUAUCUUCUAUGAGGAUUUAAUAAAACUAUGGCAAAAAAUAUGUAGCUCAA
Siniperca chuatsi (mandarin fish) is the source of this 2357-nucleotide messenger RNA. RefSeq names its product Y+L amino acid transporter 2. Gene Ontology annotation, biological process: amino acid transmembrane transport. Lineage: Eukaryota; Metazoa; Chordata; Actinopteri; Centrarchiformes; Sinipercidae. The transcript has 11 exons. Gene Ontology annotation, molecular function: L-amino acid transmembrane transporter activity. Bases 493 to 2037 code for a protein of 514 amino acids. Gene Ontology annotation, cellular component: membrane. The record is from RefSeq and is a predicted model, not a curated record.